Glycine soja is the source of this 1663-nucleotide messenger RNA. RefSeq names its product coumaroyl-CoA:anthocyanidin 3-O-glucoside-6''-O-coumaroyltransferase 2-like. The coding region runs from base 38 to 1426 and encodes 462 amino acids. The record is from RefSeq and is a predicted model, not a curated record. The transcript has a single exon. Lineage: Eukaryota; Viridiplantae; Streptophyta; Magnoliopsida; Fabales; Fabaceae.
GUUCCUUUCAUAUUCUUCAGAAAUUCCAUCCAAGAAAAUGGUGGUUCUUAGAGAACACAAGCUUGUUGGAAAAAUUCAGGUUGUUCCAGCAGUGAGAACAAUCACCACUCUUCCCCUCACAUUCCUUGAUUUGCCUUUGGCAGGUCCUAUUUAUGUGAGACGCCAAUUCUUCUAUCAGUUCCCCCAUUCCACACUCCAUUUCUCUGAAACCACCCUUCCUUCUCUCAAAACCUCUCUCUCUAAAACCCUUCAACACUUCUUCCCUCUCGCUGGAAACCUCAUUUGUCCUCCACCACCCCACAAACCCUUCAUUCGCUGCACCGAUGAUGACUCUGUCACCUUAACCAUCAUCGAGUCCCAAGCAGAUUUCAAAAAUCUAUCAUCAAACCACCCCAAAAGCCUCAAAGACUUGGAUCACUUGGUUCCCAAGUUAACAUGCACAUAUACACACGAUGACACGUUCAUUUUCCCUUUGGUGGCAUUGCAAGCCACGGUUUUCCCCAACCAUGGCCUUUGCAUCGCAAUCACGUAUUGCCACGUGAUGGAUGAUAACUGUUGCAGCCAUUUCAUGAAGUCUUGGUCUUCCAUUUGUCGAAGUGGUGGAGUUGACUUGACUCUUGUGGAGAAGUCAACGCCUUGCUUUGAUAGGGAAGUGUUGAAGGACCCCAAAGGACUCGAAGCUAUCUUCUUAAGAGAUUAUUUUGAAGAGAGGUCAAGUUGGAAGGUUGGUAAAACUUCUGAGAUUUCCAAUGAAAAUACUGAAGAUUAUGUCAAAGCAACGAUUGUUUUUGGAAGAGAAGACAUUGAGGGGCUAAGAAGAUGGGUGCUGAAUCAGUGGAAGAAGAGUGAGGAAUUCAACACGCCACAAUAUAUGUCAAAAUUUGUGGUGGCAUGUGCUUUUGUGUGGGCUAGUUUGGAUAAAACAAGAUGCAUAAAUGAUGAAGAAGAAAAUGUGAAAGAGAAGUAUUUUGGUUUCACUGCUGAUUGCAGGGAUCGCCUUGGGUAUCCUAUACCAGAAACAUACUUUGGAAACUGCUUAACUCUAUGUUAUGCAAUGCUUAAGAGAAAUGACCUAAAGGGAGAGAAUGGUUUUGUAAAUGCGGCCAAGGUCAUUGAAAGAGCUGUGGCUGAUAUGAAAAUUGAACCCUUGAAAGAUGUAGAACACUGGAGGGAGUCGUUUAUGAAGAUGUACGUGUUGGAAAGUACCUUGAUGGUUACAGGGUCACCCAAGUUCACUGUUUAUGAGACUGAUUUUGGAUUUGGAAGGCCUACCAAAGUGGAAAUGGUACAUCUCUUCAAGUGUAUUUCUCUAGCUGAAAGUGGAGAUGAGGAAGGAGGACUUGAGGUUGGUUUGGUGUGUAGAAGUACAGAGUUUGAAGAUUUAUUUUCUGUCAUUGAACAAGGACUAAAAGCUUCAAAAUCCUAAAUCUAUUAUACUGUGAUAUAUAUUUAAAUAAAAAUCAAAACAUAGGUCUAUCCAAAAGUUAACUUUGUGUUAACAAGUUAUCAUGGUUGAUUUUAAUUAACUUCCUCGACUUUAAUAAGGAUGUUUGGAUUUAUGUUUAGUUACUUGGAUAUCUUGUUUCCUUAAUUUCUAAUGCAUGAUUGUUAUGAAGGUUUUAUGAGGUGAUCAAUGUACUGUUUGCAUUCACCUAAAAAACAA